Molecule: messenger RNA, 4461 nt
Organism: Sciurus carolinensis (gray squirrel)
Lineage: Eukaryota; Metazoa; Chordata; Mammalia; Rodentia; Sciuridae
Product: sulfotransferase 1A1-like
Exons: 8
Coding region: 159-1046 (295 amino acids)
Biological process (GO): sulfation
Cellular component (GO): cytoplasm
Molecular function (GO): sulfotransferase activity
Source: RefSeq, a predicted model, not a curated record
GUUGUCAGAGCCGGCAGUUCCUGGAAUGCCUGGUGCUGCUCUGUCCUGAGCCCUGGUGUCUUGAGACUAGUCUGGAGCCAGCAGGAAGAAACAACCAGCAAAUGCUGUUUUGUGAUGGUAUUCAGAGAAGAUCAGGUGCUGGCCCCUGACUCAGCAGCAUGGAGCUGGUCCAGGACAUCUCCCGGCCUCCACUGACCAAUGUGAAGGGAGUCCCACUCAUCAAGUACUUUGCAGAGGUGAUGGGCCCACUUCAGAGCUUCCAGGCCUGGCCUGAUGACCUGCUCAUCAGCACCUACCCCAAGUCUGGCACCACUUGGUUGAGCGAGAUACUCGAGAUGAUCUACCAUGGUGGUGACCUAGAGAAGUGUCACCGGGCUCCCAUUUAUACACGUGUACCCUUCCUUGAGUUCAAAUGUCCAGGGGUUCCAUCAGGUCUGGAAACUUUAAAAGAAACACCUGCACCUCGGCUCCUCAAGACACACUUGCCCCUGGCCCUGCUUCCCCAGAGUCUGCUGGACCAGAAGGUCAAGGUGAUCUAUGUUGCCCGCAAUGCAAAGGACGUGGCUGUCUCCUAUUACAACUUCUACAAAAUGGCUAAGUUUUACCCUGACCCUGGCACCUGGGACAACUUCCUGGAGAAGUUCAUGAAUGGACAAGUGUCCUAUGGGUCGUGGUACCAGCACGUGCAGGAGUGGUGGGAGCUGAGCCGCACCCACCCUGUGCUCUACCUCUUCUAUGAAGACCUGAAGGAGAACCCCAAAAGGGAGAUUAGAAAGAUCCUGGAGUUUCUGGGGUGCUCUCUGUCAGAGGAGACUGUGGAUCACAUUGUCCAGCACACAUCCUUCAAAGUGAUGAAGAAGAAUCCCAUGACUAACUACAGUACCAUACCUACCGAGAUCAUGGACCACAAUAUUUCAGAUUUCAUGAGGAAAGGCAUCACAGGGGACUGGAAAUCUGUCUUCACUGUGACCCAGAAUGAGCGUUUUGAUGCCCACUAUGCUGAGAAGAUGGCAGGCUGCAAGCUUGACUUCCGCUGGCAGCUCUGAGUGGUGUCAUGGGGGCCACGGCAGAGGUUGCGUGGGCACAAGCGUGACCCAUGACCUCAGGAAUAAAAUAUGAUGUGUCCCACACAGAGGCUCUGUUGGAAGCCAGGAGAACACCUGAGAAUAGGUAAAUCCCAAUGGGAGCAAGUAGGACCCUCUUCCCACAGCCUGUAGGUCCUAAUUGCCCUGUCUGGGCAGGGAGAAAGAGGUUCUACAGAAGGAAGGCCCAGGAGACAGGAGAGAAGAGCAAGAAUAUUUGAUCCUGUAAGAUCCUCUGUUGCCUACUCCCUCCAGUCUGACAGCCAGUUUCACUUUUUCUUGGACUCCUUACAAGCCACCUCUGUCACUGGGCACUUUACCACUGAGCUGCAUCUUGAAUCCUUUUAAUUUUUUAUUUUUAGACAGGGUCUUUCUGUGUUACUAAACUUCCCCCUAUUUUGCUGAGGCUGGCCUCAAACUUGUAAUCCUCCUGCCUCAGCCUUCCCAGUUCCUGGGAUCACAGUAUGUGCACCACUACUCUGGACUUAGGACACAGCCUUGAGGAGGCCAAAGUGAAGACAGUUUAGUACCUGGGAUUGGAGGCAGGGUCUGAGUUUAGCAGGUGUGAGGGGACAUAUCAGCACUAAGGUGGCAGGCCUCUUGGCUAAGCUCCAGGAUGGUUUUGAGGAUGGCGCAUGGUUUGAUUGGAGGCAAAUGAUGAUUGGAGAUUUAGCUUCAGAAGAUGGCUAAUUAGAUGAAAGCUGUGUUUCCAGUUGUUUAUAGAUUGGAAUUCAAGCAAUAGGAGUAUGGCUUUUUAGUGAGCUGGAUGAAAGAGGGAAUUGUCUGAAAUCCAAUAUUGGAUUUCAAUAUUGGAAAAGUCUCUUAGAGACUUAGAAAUUCAGGUGUAUUGAACAAAGUACAAGAAAGAGUUAUUGAAGCCCAGCUGGUAGCAGCAGCAGCAGCAGCAGCAGCAGUGCUGGUUCACUGAGAGAAGAGGGAUAACACAAACAGAAAGAGAAACACAACAGGCAAAUUUGACACAGGAAAACCUGUAGAGCAGAAAAGCAGACUGAACUUAGCCAAUCCGGAGGCUGCACAGUGAACUGGUACUUGAAAUGUGCUCUGUGUUUCUCAACUGGCAAGCAGAGAAUGAAAGCUGGAUUCAUCCUGAGGCCAUGCUGCAACUUGCAGAGUCCUGGAGAUCAUAGCAAACAUAACCAUAAUCUCCUGGCAAAUGCCUACGGUGUGACCUAGAGUGUACCUAGCAGAACAUGAAUGAAACAGGCAGAGACAAUUGUCCCCAGGAGGUUUCAAGUCAGAGAUAUGGAGGGCAGUGCACCUCACUUUUCCUUUGAGUUUGGUAACUUGUGUAACCAGAUAAAGAGGGUCAGGAAACUGAACAGCCUGAUGUGAUUACUUUCAGGGAUUAAGGUUGUAUUGGUGGGCAGUGGAAUGUGUGAGACCUCUGGAGGGUUGAUUCCCUGGCUCCAUGAGUUCUUGGGAGGAUUCUGAGAUCCAGAUUCCCAGUAGAGAUUGGCAUCUGCCUCUCACUAGGGGUGUGUUGCUCCAAUCUCUCGACACAAUAGUGCUCCUAAGGAAUGAGUAGACCUAAGCCCCAGUCACCAGAACUUCCCUUCUAGAACUCAGCAGCAGCCUAUCCUGAGAUUACCUCAGUCUAGUCUGUCCAGACAAAGCUCCAGUCAACAGUACUUCUCAUUCCCUCCUACCUUAUACUGACGAGAAGGGAAACUGAGAGCUAUUUCAACCAGCUUCAGUUUUAGGUCACUCCAGCUGGCAACUUUAUGAGCAACACAAAGAGAGAAAAGGGUUAACAACUCCCGGCUCACUUGUUCUCUCUCUCUCUCUCUCUCUCUCUCUCUCUCUCCUCUCUCUCUCUCUCUCUCUCUCUCCUCUCCUCUCUCUCCCUCCCUCCCUCCCUUCUUCCCUCCCUCCCUUCUUCCUCCCUCCCAGUAAGACUAAGAAGAAACAGAAAGAAGGACAGUCAGGCAGAGGCAGUUACCAUCCAUCCUAGUUGACAGUUUGAGACAAUUCUUUCACUUUCAUUAAGAAUCUUUUUCUUUCUUUCUUUCUUUCUUUCUUUCUUUCUUUCUUUCUUUCUUUCUUUCUUUCUGGUAUUGUUUUGUUAUCAUUGUCGGGAAUUAAUAAACCUCUCUCUAUAAUAACAUCGAAUAUAAAUGGUCUCAACUCUCCAAUUAAAAGACAUGGGCUGGCAGGAAUGGAUUGAAAAACAAUACCUACCUAUAUCAUGUUUGCAAGAUAUUCACCUUGCAGUCAGACACAGUCGCAAGUUGAAAGAAUGGAAAUUAUUGUACCAUGCAAAUGGAGUCCUAAAACAAUCAGGAUUAGCUACCCUCAUAUCUGACAGCAAACUUCAAGCCAAAAUUAAUCAGAAGAGACAAAGAAGGUCACUUCAUACUGGUAAAGGGAAAAUUUCAAGAAAAAGAUAUAAUGAUAGUAAAUAUUUAUGCCCUAAACAUGGCAGACCUAACUACAUAAAACAUACACUACUUAAAGACAACCAUGGUACAAUAAUACUGGGGUGAUUUCAAUACACAUUUCUCACCAAUAGAUAAGUCAUUCAGGCAUAAACUCAGUAAAGACUCUUCAGACCUAAAAAUACUAUAAAUCAAAUGUACUUAACAGACACCUAUCCUAUAGCAUAUUUCAUCCAACAAGAACUGAGUAUACUUUCUUCUCAGCUGCUCAUGGUACCUUCUCCAAAAUAAACCAUAUUUUAGGCCACAAAGUCAUCAUCAGCAAAUACAAAAAAAAAUCAGUAUAACACCUUGCAUCUUAUCUGAUCAUAAUGGAAUGAAACUAGAAAUCAACACACACACACACACAAAAAAAAAAACUACAGAAACUGUAUAAACAUGUGGAGAUUGAAGAAUACACUUUUGAAUGAUGGAUAGGUGAUAGAAGAAAUCAGAAAUUUUAAAAUUUCUUAGAAUCUAACAUAUCAAAACCUCUGGGACACUGUGGAGAGCAGUGAUUUGGAUCAUGGUCUUUGCCUAAGAGAUGUGGCUGCAUUUUGCUCUGGGAACUUUCUGAAAAGAUGAAGGACAAGAUAGCCCAGGAGGUAUGGUAAAGUCCUGCCUGAGGAAGUUCUAUGCAAAGAUAUGAAACAAUAACUAUCUCGGUCUUGAGCUCAGACAGGAGAUGCCAGGGAUAGAGAAUUCUAAGCAUAACAAGAUAACCAUAAUGUCUUGUGAGCACAGCAAACUUCAAACCUGCCUGCGUUGCAGAAACUCUGGAUAGUGGGCUUCUUGGGUGUAGCACGAUAAUAACAGGAUGUUCCUAGCACUGCAACAGUAGAAUAGCUAUAAAAAUAUUUCUAGUUCUAUAACUUUUUAGUGCACAAAGAUCAAUGCCCCUACAGUUUUAACUUCCUGAUUGUGAGACCCUAUAUAAUAAACAU